This is a messenger RNA of Heterotrigona itama, 1242 nucleotides long. The record is from the annotation of a GenBank genome assembly. Lineage: Eukaryota; Metazoa; Arthropoda; Insecta; Hymenoptera; Apidae.
UGUGUGUGUGUGUGUGCGCGCGCGAGGAGAGUGCGACCAAGGAACAAAGGCGAAGCAUCUCUGCAUAUUCGACAAAAGGACUGGAAUCGAAGAAUUUCGUCACACAUGUACGCAACGGUAUUCAACGCGACCAACAGUGCCAAUGUGCUAAAAACGACUCACGAAGGAAACCGAUAUUUUUCGAUACUUAGACAUCCUCGUGUGGAAUCCCUUUGUAACCACAAAUUGGUCUCCACCUCUGUUCGUCUCUCCCACUUCUCCCUUCCCGUCCUGAGGUCUCUCCCCGUGUUGUCGGUGUUUCGCCGCGACGUUCCUCGUGGCGUGAGCGUUCCCGAAGACACCGUGGCCGGACCUUCGGCGACAGCGGUCGUGUGACGCGGACGAACGUGUGUCUCUGGCAGCUAGGACGCCGAGGGACACAGGUGCAGGUGCGGGUGCGGGACUGCAUGCACACAGCUAAUACGUAGUGGUGGUAGUAGUAGUAGCGAUCGGGACGCGAGGACGUGGGCUGGAACGGCAUAGGUGUGCGCAAGUUUUGACGACACGGUCGCCGCCAGUGUCGUUAGUUACCGUGGCAGAAUGGACGGUAGUACGGGCUCGCCGUCGGACGUGACGGCGAUGGGCAAUAGCGAGAACGACGAAAGAUCAAAGGUGCAACGGGACGCCGACGACAUCGCCGGUGGUGGUUCGUCGGCCGCGUCGUCAGGGACGGCCAGCACCACCACCUCUGCGUAUUCCACGGCGACGCAGAGUGACCAGCCAUCGGAAUAUUGCGGUCAAGGCUCGAUAAGAGCCAGCUCCGCUUCACCGCUCCCUACGAACUCCUCGUCUUCGUCAUCGUCGUUAUUGUCGUCGUCCUCGUCGUCCUCCUCUUCCUCCUCUUCCUCCUCCACACCGCCACCGCCACCGCAGCCGGGGUGUGGCUGCGUCGCUGCCACUGUCCUCGAGCCCGACGAAAUUACCAUCAGCAUCACGCCGACCACUGGUGGACAGUUUGACCUCACGGUCGAUCGGACGGACACCGUCGAGAACCUCAAGAAGAUCAUCUCGAAAAGGCUGAAGGUCGCCAAGGAACGUAUUUGUUUACUACAUCGUGAAAGGUUUGUAUAUUAAAAGAUUAUGUAUGUAUGGUAUGUAUAUGUAUGAAUCUCUUGUAGGAACCAAGGAUGAUUAACUUCAUUGUAAGAAAGAUUUUGCAAUUUUAGAUUUUACGUGAUCAGUGCUUUGUUUCUUAGAAAGUAA